GAAUUGGGUUUACUCUACUCGCCCUAUGAGACAGGUUUGCCCUCCGCACCCACACUGUGUAAAGGUCCCCUUUUUAAGGUCCUUCUGGCUUCUUUUGCCAUACGACCGAUUGAAUGGCUGCGUCGACUGUGGAAGUACCAGUCUUCACAGAAACUAACUUGGGCACUCGCAUAGCAAUGGCCGUCCCUCCAGAUAUUACAGCAAGAGAUUUCAAGAGAGAAGCUGAAAGAUUGCACUUCAAUUGUUUCCCAAAAUCAGGAGAGAUCAUGAUCAAUGGGUUAAUGGUGAAGCGAAAAUCCCACCUUUACCAUCUGCCUGAGUCACUGCCUAUAAAGUAUGCUUUCCAGGGUAAGAAAGGUGCAUGGUUUCUGCAUGUUCAAGCUAGGCCUUUGAGUGAUUUAAGUGGGUCGGAUCUACCCAAGGGCGUGGCUAGAAAAGUUGUGCAGCAUAUGUACAAUGGUAGCAAAGAUACUGUUUAUUUGGAACCACCAAACUUGCUUGCAAGCAUUGGUGAGACUGAGACAGGAGGAGGAGGUAAGAGAAGGAGUUUGGCAGGAUCAAACUGCCUUAAACCUUUCCAACAAGAGCUUCUCAACGCUGUCUCUCUUCCAAAGGAAAAGACAAGUAAGAGAAGGAAGAAACUUCAUCAUUUGGAGUGCACAGCAAGGGAAAUAAAGAGAAGAUGCAAUGGUGGAAAUGAAACUCCUGGUGUUACUGCCAAAGAGAAUUCUGGCUUUUGUGCAUCUGCAGAUGAAGUUGAGCCUAGAGAAGGAUUGAGUUCCAACCCAAUGGUGGAGGCCCCCAGUGACAUUUCAUCAGAAGUAAUAUCAGUUUCAGGUAUCAUCAAGAGAUACUUCCCAAGUUCCAAUGAGGUGAGCAGUUUUGGCAGCCCUUUAAGCUUUGAUGUCAAUGUCACACAAGGAUCAUUUCAAGGUGAGAUGAAAGAACAAUUAAAUACCAGAACAGAUGAUAAAUGCUUGAGCGUACAAGUUGAUGUUGUCCCAGAGUUUACAGUCAAAACACCCCCAAGGAUCUUGCCACCGCCAUCGCUGGCUGCUCGAACUCCAGACUCUUUGAGGGCUAAGCGCGAAAGAUCUCGAGUUGGGAAACGGCUCGUUCUGGCCUCAUCCAGUCUUAGGAUUUCUGGGAGUAAGCAAAAACCUGCAAUUUCUUUAUACAGAUACAGAGAUGGAAAAAUGUUAGAACCCAAUUUAUCUUCUAUGGUUAGGAAUUUAGUCUUCGACAUGAGUGACAGUGAUGAUUGACACUACUUGGAGGCCUCCUGGCAGACCAUCAAAGUUGUACAUUUAAAUGUCAUGCUCACUGUGGGGAGGAGGAGCUACUUUGCAGCAGCCUCAUGGUUGGCAUAAGCUGUCUGCUGAGCAAGCGACAACAAGGGUGAACCAUCAGUAAUUCUUUCUAUAAACCUGGACAAACAACUGCUCAACAGCAAUGGCAUAAACUACUGACGACAUUUGAAGCUACAAGUCAGUUGUUGUGGGCACUACCAUACUCUAUCCCAACACCAGGCAUUGAAUAAGAAAAGGCAGGUGAAGGAAGAAGUAAAUUGCUCACAGUACAUGGCUGCUUGAUACAUUACAGAGCUAUUGCUUAUUGUGCAGUCAGUUGCAGUUAGUCUUUCAAUUGGGCUGUUUCCUGUUCUUUUAGUUGGGCUUUCAAUUGGCCUAUUUCCCCCAAUCCCAAGUGCAGCUUCUUAAUUGUUAAAUUUUUUGAGAAAACUCACAAAAAAUAGCCAUGUAACAAGCUCUUUACUAUA
Molecule: messenger RNA, 1777 nt
Organism: Corylus avellana
Lineage: Eukaryota; Viridiplantae; Streptophyta; Magnoliopsida; Fagales; Betulaceae
Product: ubiquitin-protein ligase
Source: RefSeq, a predicted model, not a curated record